Penicillium paradoxum is the source of this 651-nucleotide messenger RNA. RefSeq lists its product as uncharacterized. The transcript has a single exon. The record is from RefSeq and is a predicted model, not a curated record. The coding region runs from base 1 to 651 and encodes 216 amino acids. NCBI's taxonomy places the organism in Eukaryota, Fungi, Ascomycota, Eurotiomycetes, Eurotiales, Aspergillaceae.
AUGGCACCUGCGAUUCGCAAGGUUACCCAUACGUUUAUCCAGCCUGACACCACUCUUGUGGUUGUCGGGGCUUUGGAUAAUACCAAGCGCUGGCCAGCUCGGGACUUGAUUACACCCACAGCGACCUCCCCAUUCACGGCACCCGUUCAGGCGCGCGAUAACGCAGAAAGCUAUUCUGAAGGCAAAGACAACGGACUUUCGAAUACAGACAAGGGUGUGAUAGCCGGUUGUGUCGUCAGUGCUACGUUGCUCCUGCUGCUCUUAUGCUGGUGUUAUCUACGCCGUUCACGGUACCCGUCAUGGAAGUCUCGAUUUUCAACUACCAAAGGGCCACCUGAACCGUCAGGUCCUCCUUCAGAUGAUACGCCCCCAGACCCUGCUCCUACUGAGAAGUCAUCGAGAACGAAGAAAACAGUUACUAUAGCAACUGAUCUUCCUCGAUACCUGCGCUCGAAAAGCACCAAAUCAAACAUCUCGCCUCUUGUGAGACUGUCAACAGAGAUGAACUUGAAGACUGGACUAGCGACGAGAGAAGGAAGUUCGGGACAACCGGUUCGCUUCAUGAUUCGACAAAGGGAUAGACCGAAGACGAAGAGGCAUAGGAGACAUCGACGGAAACGCAAGGCUGCGAAGACGGAUGAUGCAUCUUGA